AUGCGCUCCUUGCUCAGGCAUCGCGCCAUAGCCCGCGCGAGCCGGCCCCUUGUGCGCUGCUAUGCUACUGCCGCGCCUCCAUCCCCUAACGAUGCAUUUGCGACGAGCACCAAUGCAUACUAUGUCGAAGAGAUGUACAAGCACUGGAAACGCGAUCCCUCGAGCGUCCACGCGAGUUGGCAGGCGUACUUUUCCGGCCUCGACAAGGGUUUGUCCAGCCCGAAUGCGUUCCAGCCUCCGCCGGACUAUACUGGUGUGCCUAUGGCUGCUGACGGUGCCCCCUCUCUCCACGUCGGGAGCGGAGCCCUCACCGAUCAUCUAAAGGUCCAAUUGCUCGUCCGUGCCUACCAAGUUCGCGGUCAUCACGUCGCCGAUCUCGAUCCUCUUGGGGUUCUCGACGCCGAUCUACAUAACAUUGUCCCGGCCGAACUCGAACUGUCCCACUAUGGAUGGACCGAGCGCGACCUUGACAAGAAAUUCAAACUUGGUCCUGGUAUUCUGCCCCACUAUGCCCGCGAUGGGACGCAAGAAAUGACCCUGCGCGAUAUUAUUCGUACAUGCGAGAAGAUUUACUGCUCGAGUAUUGGAUUCCAAUACAUUCAUAUUCCCGACAAGGAUCAGUGUGACUGGAUCCGAGAACGCGUUGAAAUCUCGAAACCAUACAACUACACGACCGACGAAAAGCGCAUGAUUCUCGAUCGCCUCAUGUGGUCCGAGAUGUUUGAAAAAUUCAUUGCAAGCAAGUUCCCCUCGGAGAAACGAUUCGGUCUCGAGGGCUGCGAAUCUCUUAUUCCGGGAAUGAAGGCGCUCAUUGACCGCUCGGUCGAUCAUGGAGUCAAGAGCAUCGUCAUGGGUAUGCCUCACCGUGGACGAUUGAACGUACUCGCCAAUGUCGUCCGAAAGCCAAUCGAAGCCAUUCUCAACGAAUUCAUUGGCACCGAAGACGCCAACGACCUUGCUUCGGGAGAUGUCAAAUACCAUCUCGGAGCCAACUACGUCCGUCCAACUCCAUCCGGCAAACGCGUUUCCCUCUCGCUCGUUGCUAACCCGAGUCAUCUUGAAGCCGAAGACCCGGUCGUACUCGGCAAGACGCGCGCACUGCAACACUUUGAAAAUGACGAACAGGCGCAUAACACUGCGAUGGGUGUACUCUUGCACGGAGACGCGGCGUUUGCGGGUCAGGGUGUCGUGUAUGAGACGAUGGGCAUGGCCGGAUUGCCGUCGUACGGCACGGGAGGAACAAUCCACUUGAUCGUCAACAAUCAAAUCGGGUUUACGACUGACCCUCGAUUCAGCCGAUCGACCCCUUACUGCUCGGACAUUGCCAAAUCCAUUGAUGCACCCAUCUUCCAUGUCAACGGAGACGACGCAGAGGCAGUCACAUUCGUCUGCCAACUCGCGGCCGAUUGGCGCGCCAAAUACAAGAAAGACGUCGUGGUGGAUAUUGUCUGUUAUCGCCGUUACGGUCACAACGAAACGGAUCAACCGGCGUUUACGCAGCCCAAGAUGUACAAGGCGAUCGAGAAGCAACCGACCCCGCUUACUCAGUACACCCAGGCAUUAAUCAAAGAAGGCACGUUCACCGAGCAAGAUAUCGAAGAACAUCGGAAAUGGGUAUGGGGUAUGCUCGAAAAGGCGGCGGCUGCGAGCAAAGAGUAUAAACCCAGUCCUAAAGAAUGGCUCUCCUCGUCCUGGGAUGGAUUCCCUAGCCCCAAGGAACUUGCCGAGCAAAACUUGCCUCACCGACCGACAGGAGUGGAUGAAGAAAUACAUCGGACUAUCGGAAAUACAAUUAGUAAUGUCCCGCAGGGAUUCACUCCUCACCGAAACCUCGCGCGUAUCCUCUCUGCGCGUGGAAAAUCGGUUGAGCAAGGGUCCGGAAUUGACUGGGCUACCGCCGAGGCGCUCGCAUUUGGCUCGCUCGUGCUCGAAAAAUACCACGUUAGGAUAUCAGGACAAGAUGUCGAACGAGGCACGUUCUCUCAGCGCCACGCCGUCAUCCACGACCAGGAAAAUGAGGCGCAAUAUGUACCGCUCAACAACCUUGGUCACGACCAGGCCGUUUUCAAGGUGUGCAAUUCGUCACUCUCCGAAUUCGGUACCCUGGGCUUUGAGUUGGGUUACUCGCUUGUGUCCCCUCGAAAUCUGACCAUGUGGGAAGCACAAUUCGGAGAUUUCGCAAACAACGCGCAGUGUAUCAUCGACCAAUUUAUUGCGGCCGGAGAGCGCAAGUGGGUCCAGCGCAGUGGGCUGGUAAUGAGUCUGCCGCACGGGUACGAUGGACAAGGGCCUGAACACUCGAGUGGACGUAUCGAGCGAUUCUUACAGCUUGUAGAUGACCAUCCGGAUAUUUUCCCUUCGCCUGAAAAGAUGGAACGCAUGCACCAAGACUGCAAUAUGCAAAUCGUCUAUCCUACCACCCCUGCCAACUACUUCCAUGUAUUGAGGCGACAAGUGCACCGUGAUUUCAGGAAACCUUUGAUCCUUUUCUUCUCCAAGUCGCUCCUGCGACACCCUCUCGUUAAAUCCGAUUUGUCAGAAAUGACCGGAGAGACUCAUUUCCAGAGGUACUUGCCGGAGCCGCACCCUGAAGACGUUCUCGUUGCGCCUGAACAGAUCAAGAGGCAUAUUCUCUGCUCUGGUCAGGUGUACUACACCCUCCUCAAGGCACGGGAAGAUCGCGGUGUCAAAGACGUCGCCAUCAGCCGAUUGGAGCAGCUAUCGCCCUUCCCUUACGAUCUCUUGACGCCUCAUCUGGAUAAGUACCCGAAUGCGGAGUUGAUGUAUUGUCAGGAAGAACCUCUCAACUGCGGUGGAUGGACUUAUGUUGCACCCCGUAUCCGGACUGCCUCUAACGAGACCCAGCAUCACAAGGGUACCUAUCCGAAAUACGCUGGACGCGAUCCGACCAGCUCGGUCGCGACGGGUAGCAAGCACAAACACAAGAAGGAGAUUGAGCAGUAUCUCGAUGCUGCUUUCGCAUAG
Rhizoctonia solani is the source of this 2985-nucleotide messenger RNA. Its product is annotated as 2-oxoglutarate dehydrogenase E1 component. The transcript is spliced from 5 exons. Gene Ontology annotation, molecular function: oxoglutarate dehydrogenase (succinyl-transferring) activity; thiamine pyrophosphate binding. Bases 1 to 2985 code for a protein of 994 amino acids. The record is from RefSeq and is a predicted model, not a curated record. Gene Ontology annotation, biological process: tricarboxylic acid cycle. Gene Ontology annotation, cellular component: mitochondrion; oxoglutarate dehydrogenase complex. Lineage: Eukaryota; Fungi; Basidiomycota; Agaricomycetes; Cantharellales; Ceratobasidiaceae.